AUGCAAAUGAUUUUAAGCCGUUUAUUGAGAAGAGUGGCGGGAUUGAGUUUUCUCCAAAAUUUUCUCUUCCUUUUAUUUACGAUAUUCUCAACUAUGAUCAUUCGGCUCUUCAAUUUAAAAUUUUUCUCUUUAAAAUUAAUAUAUAAUCAAAAAACAACGUCAACACCUCGUCUAGUUCCUUUCCCAGUAAAGAAAAAACAACAAAAUGGUCAAAGACUUGUUCCUUUUAGAAUGCAAAUAAAUACUAGACAAAAACAGAUUGGAAGAAGAAUUAAAAUACCUUUAAAAUAUACAAACAGUACAAAGGUUUUUUUAACUUUUUAA
Meloidogyne enterolobii is the source of this 324-nucleotide messenger RNA. The record is from the annotation of a GenBank genome assembly. Lineage: Eukaryota; Metazoa; Nematoda; Chromadorea; Rhabditida; Meloidogynidae.